AUGGCACUUCUGCCCUUCCUUCCGAUCUUUGAGAAGGAUCGACCAAGUCUCUCCCCUUUGACACAGCCACUGGAUUUCCUGACAAUGUAUUCGGCCGCAACCACCACCACCCCCACCACCAGCAACAGUCCUCUUCAAUUCAACCAUUUAACAAAAAGUGCUGAUGUUUUUCACCCCUCAGACCCCCUCUCUGUUGGAGGUGGGUUAAUAGCCGCCGGACGCGAUGGCUCAACGAAGCCUGAAUUUGCUCCACUGGGUCUGAACGACAGCUCCUGGGGCGACCAGUCUCGAAUUCGGGAUCAGAUUCUGAGAUUUUGUUAUUGCUUUUUAACCAACAUGUCCGCUAGGCGAGUGCUCAACGCAGGGCCACAGCGUCCCAAUGCACCAGCAGCCCCCGACGCAGACAUAAUGCUGGCACAAACCCCUCCAAGAAGACAUGCCAGGCCUCCACCACCCCCUCUGACUGACCCUACGGACCUGCCUCCGUUUCCACCGACCAACCCACAAGAACUGAACUCCGUGCCUUGUCGG
This is a messenger RNA of Dibothriocephalus latus, 531 nucleotides long. NCBI's taxonomy places the organism in Eukaryota, Metazoa, Platyhelminthes, Cestoda, Diphyllobothriidea, Diphyllobothriidae. The record is from the annotation of a GenBank genome assembly.